Dreissena polymorpha is the source of this 3716-nucleotide messenger RNA. RefSeq names its product NXPE family member 1-like. NCBI's taxonomy places the organism in Eukaryota, Metazoa, Mollusca, Bivalvia, Myida, Dreissenidae. The record is from RefSeq and is a predicted model, not a curated record. The transcript has a single exon. Bases 1 to 1686 code for a protein of 561 amino acids.
AUGGCGGAAAUAUUGAAGCGUGGAUGGAAGUUUCUCAUAGUAUCAACGUUGGUAUUUAUAACGGUACUGCUGCUGUUUAAUGUCCAGAUUAACCCCUACUUGGACAAUCGUCAAAACGUUUUAGUAUCAAACGUGAUAAACGUUGCUGCUUCUAAGCGACUGACAUCGAGUUACGUCACCGAGGGACCAAUCUUCAACGAAAAUACGUAUCAAAAGAAAAACGUAUCGGCUUUUUGUGCGGGUGUUGACAUCUAUGGAAAGCCUCAACUAACCAGUGUGGUGCAUUCUCGAAUAGAUGCUACAAAGUUGGACCCUACCACACCAGGUCUAUUGUAUGUCUAUGUUUCCACGUACACGAAAAGAAACGUGUCAAAAACGUCAGGUGGUGACGUCAUCAACAUGAUUGCGAAUGAAGUUAAUGGGGAUGGGAAAAUUACAGCGUUUGUCUUUGACCACAACAAUGGUAAAUACUCGGGCGUGUUCCAAGUACCUUGGACAGGAAAGACAGCUGUGCGAGUGAAAGUUUUAUCCUUUGUAGAAAAUGCAUGUCUAAGGUUAAAAUCAAUGGAAAAGUACGGUAACCAAGUAUUCACAAUGCAAAGCGGGUGGGGUAUAAGAGGAAAGUUUGUUACCUCACGAGGGUUGACGGAAUUCACACCAUGCGGUGCAAAUGACUACAUUUUCGGCUAUCCUAAUCAGUGUAAUUUCACGUCAGUAAAUGCCAAUGAAUCCUGGUUUUGUGGGCAGCCGAGACACUCUCUUAUAAAUUGUAGAGACAUAUAUUCUUUCGGCACUGGUCCGUUCGAAUCGAAAGCAGCCGGGCCAUCAGAAAAGGUUGCGCUUCCUAAUUCAGCAGCGUUAAAAUCAUCGGUGACAGCGAAUUCUCCAAAAAGCACCGAAGCUCGCGAUCGUAUUCCGUGUAAUGAAAGACCCCCGAGAUAUUCAUGGACAGAGCUGGGACAAUUUCCAAACGGAUAUUGGGCUCGUAACCAAUGGCGUAUGUACAACUGCUCGUCGUCUCUUGUGCAUUCAGUGAAGUCUUACAGAAACUGUCUGCAAAACAAAACCGUCUAUUUCCUCGGCGAUUCAACAGUGAGACAGUAUGCGGAAUAUUUCAUCAAUACUUUACUCGGGUACAAUGUAAAAAAUUUCAAGGACAUGGUCGGCUCCGGAAGACAAUACCAUUCGAAGCAAAUUUAUAAAAACUUUGGUAUUAAUGUCACUUAUAUCAAGCAUGCUAUGCCUUUCCACAAUCCAGACUUCCCACCCACCGGCAUCACGUCUUUGCCUAUGGAGAUUGAGCGGCUAUCCAACUCCGACAUACCGGAUAAGGCGCUCAUUUUGGUUGUAAACUACCACGUUCAUUUUCAGGCGUAUCCGGUUGAUAUUUUUCGAGGGCGUGUCAGAAGUUUAGCGCAGAGCUUAAGUAUUUUUUUACAGGCUAAACCGACGGCAUCGGUUUUGUUUAAGGGGUUCCACGCUUGUUCAGACGACACUCGAUGGUUCGAUAACAAACUCACGCUUAUUUUUAGAGGUAUCGUCAAAGAAGAGUUUGGAGAACUCAAAGACAGAGUCGUCUACCUUGACACGUGGUCUAUUACUGCGGCGCAUGACAGCUUGGCGCUUCAUCCGGCCGGAAAUGCGUUCACGAGUCAGAUUCAACAGUUUUUGACCUACGUUUGCUAGCUUGAUACAACGGAACUGUGACUCUUAUUAAUAGUACGUUGUAGUUAGGCUCGUUGACUCAUGCUUAUACACGUAUACAAUUGUUGUAUUGGAGGAUCUUUACAAUGAAGUAAACGUUAAACAAUAGAUAAUAGUGCAUGUCAACAAAUAACGUGUCCGUAUCAUGUGCAUUUAACUCUAUGGAUCACCUAUGGGAAUUUAACUGUCCCGUUUCAACAGAAAACUAGUAGUAAAGGUUGAGUUAUGUGUCGCAAAAAGUUUCAACAAGAUGGUUGUAUGUAUGUAUGACCACAGUACUUCAUUACAUUACCUCGUAUAUACAUAUAUUAAAAUGCAUAUUACCGUGAACAAUGCAAAAUGAGAAUUUAUGGAACUUUGGGAUGUUAAAUGGUUCCUAUAGUUUUGAACAUCAGAAUUAGUUUACUUGCAGGUAAAAUAACAUGCUUGAUUUCUUAUUGCUUUUACUUUUAAAUGCAGUUGCCAAUACUGAUACAGUUCAAUAGUGUCAUUAAGAAUGUCACAAUUCCACUGGACUCAAGAUGAUAAUAUUCACAUAUUUCAUAUAUUUUCAUCAAGACUGCACUAAUUAAACACGGUCAUGUGUUUAUUAUUUAUCACAUGCCAUACCCUGUUUUCCAUGUAAUAUAACCAGUACAUAUAUUUUUAUUUUACACAUGUGUAAGAUACUUUUUAAGCGUUUUCAUUGGCUUAGUUUUCGUUUAUUGACCAAUCGCAUUUUGUUAUUUUGCUGAAACGACUUUGAAACGUCAAAUGACUGUACGAAAUGUAAACAACAUUCGGGAUUUAUCAUUAUGUUUGCGUAAAUAUUUACUUAAUUUGCUAAUUUAAAAGCACGUGAUAAAAAGAUAUGACACUCGUUGUGAUAUCAUACCAUAUUUUAUCAAACUCGUCCAGGAAAUUCGUUAGUAAGCUCGCCAAAGGCUCGCCUACUAACAAAAUUCCUGAACUCGUUUAAAGGGGCCUUUUCACAGAUUUUGGCAUGUUUUGAAGUUUGUCAUUAAAUGCUUUAUAUUGAUAAAUGUAAACAUUGGAUCUAUAAAGCUCCAGUAAAAAAUCAAGAAUAAAAUUUAAAAAAAGGAAAAAUGUGCACCGCAUCAGGGCUCGAACCAUUGACCCCCGGAGUUCUGUAGUAAAAACCAUUUAGACCGCUCAGCCAUCCUGCCAAGUAUAAAUGGUUCAUGUAUUUUAUACUUUAUAUAAGUAAUCUUCGUAGUUUCACACAAUUAAACGACAACAACAGAACUCUCCAAAUUAUUCAAUCGUUUCGCGUUGCAACGCUUUAUAAUUUUCAGGUUUUUAAAUCGUCAAAAGAUACAUUUAGUGGCUAUAUUAGACCAUGGCAAAUGUUCAGUAUUACUGUUUCCUCACAAAUAUCAUAACUAAAACGAAAAUUUGCGAAUCUGAAACAACUUUUUUUAAUUUUGUCAAUUUACCAAAACGUGAAAAGAUCCCUUUAAUAAAAUAUGGUAUUAUAUGACAACUCGUGCCAGAUCCUAUUUAUUUGCGUUAUUUGUGACUUUAUGAUGUACAUGCUGACGCAUCUUAAAUGCACUUAAAUACAGCAUGUAGCACAACUGGAUUAAACGGUACACCAUUAACGUUGGGAUUGGGGCUGACUCAGUUAAAAAUGUUAAAUAUUGUCGUCAUAACUAAGUCUUUUUUUGAGACUUCAAACACCAGGGAUUUUUAAACCGUAAAUUGGCAUUGCUUUUGACUAAGCAGAGUUCAGCAUACUAGAAUUUCCAUUAACAAGCCUACUACGACUCGACGCAUACUUACAAAUUUACGUAAGACCAAGUAUGUUAAAGCUUAUAGAUUUAUUGACCUCUCAAAAUAGUAAUAUUGUUAAAACUUAGCUAUGUUUAUUUUUAAAGCAUGGGAAAUAAGAAAUACUAAUGAUACAUAUUACGAUUAGGCAGGGACCUAUGCACAGCCUCUCUCUGUAUAUUGUCUUCUCUAAAAUACACAAUACUUUGUAUAACAAUUAACCGAUUUAUUUUUGGUGUUUA